UUCUCUUCUUUUUCGUUUAUAAAUAUGUCAUGUUCGAAAAUAUUUUCAGGAGAUUUACCUGAACUAAUAUAUGAAAUCAUUGAAUAUUUUCAAAAUGAUUAUUCAACCUUACAUUCAUGUAUUUUGGUUAAUAAACUAUGGUGUCGUUUAGCAAUUCCAUUAUUAUGGAAAAAUCCAUUUUCAAUCCCUACCGGAAAUUACAAUUUUAUUGAAAUUUACUUAUAUAAUUUAAAUAAAUAUUUAAAAGAAAUAUUAAAUGAAUACCAAAUUAUUGAUUCUUUAUUAACUUCAAAUACACUUUUCAAUUAUCCUAGUUAUAUAAAAUAUUUAAAUAUAAGUAAAAUUAACCCUUCUAUUGAGUUAUGGUUAAAAGCUCAUAAUAUAAACUUAAAUAUGGAUUUAGUAUUUGAAUUUAAAAAAUUUAUUAAUAUAUCAUUAAUUAAAUUAUUUAUUGAAAAUGAAGUAAAUUUACAUACCCUUGAACUUGAGGCCUCUAAUGCUUAUUAUACUAACACAUACUAUAUUAAUAAUAUUCUUGAAAUAAUUUUACAAAAUCCAAAUUUUAUUAGUAAUAAUAUUAUAAAUUUAAAAUUUUCUAUUUCAAGUUCUAUUAAUAAUAACCGUAUAUCACAAUUAAUUAAUUUACAACAAAAUCUCAAAAAAAUAUCCUUCAGUUCUAAUACCCUUCCUUUAUAUCAAUCAUUAUUAUUAUCAAAAGAAUCUAAUUGUUCAAAUACCUUAAAUACAAUCAUUUUCCGUGAUAUCAAUUUUAGAGGUAUAAAUAAUUUAGAUAAAAUAUUUGAACAAUUAAAUGUUUUGGAAUCUGUUCAUUUAAUUUAUUGUUAUUCUUUAAAUACUGAAUUUAUUCAACAAUUUAUUAAUUUAACUAAACCAAUUAAAUUAAAAUCUUUAUUUAUAAAUGAGAUUCCACGAAUUGAAUCAUUAGAAUUAUUAUUGCAAAAAUCUGGUAAUUAUUUAGAAAAUUUUGGGUAUGGAUUAAGAUUUUCUUUUUUUGGAAUGCAAACAAAACGACAAUUAUUAGAAUUAAUUAUAAAAUAUUGUAAAAAUAUUAGAUUACUUGAUUAUUGUGUAUUUAAUGACGACAUUAAUUCUUUAAUGUCCAGUUUAAUUGAAAAUAUUAAACAAAAUCUUAAUUAUCUUUCAAUCAAUUUAAGUAAUUAUAAAAAUAAUAAUAUCAAGUUAAUAUUACAAAAUUUAGGACAAACACUUCCUUCUAAAAUUGAAUAUUUAAGUUUGGUUCUUGACAUUAAAGUAAAUGAUAUUGAAAUAUUCUUAAAAAAUUCUAAAGUUACUUUCUUUAAGAAAUUGGUAAUUAAAAUUGUAAGCCAAAAAGAUGUUAAUUAUGUUGCUGUUGUACCUUAUAUAAAAGAAUAUAUUAUGAAGAAGAAAAGAGUUAAAUAUUUAGCUAUUAAGAGUACAAUUUUUAGUAAUACUAAGUUAUAUUGUAUGGAUUUGUUUGAUUUAAAAGACGAAGUGAAAGAAUUUAAGUUACAUAAUAUUGAAGUACUUAGUUAUAUUAAAUUAUUUACUGAUAUUACUGAUAUUUAUAGAUUUUCAAAUGAAAUUGAUUAA
Molecule: messenger RNA, 1593 nt
Organism: Rhizophagus irregularis DAOM 181602=DAOM 197198
Lineage: Eukaryota; Fungi; Glomeromycota; Glomeromycetes; Glomerales; Glomeraceae
Source: RefSeq, a predicted model, not a curated record